AUAAUUACUACUUCCUUACUUACCAAGUAGUAGCAAAACUUCAACGUCUUCUCCCUCAUCUCUACGGCUACGUCUCUGAUCGCAACAUGGGAAGCACUUGGAUCUACAAUGGCCACUGGCCUCAUAUCCGGAGGCCCAGUGUCUCUGGUGUAUGGAUACCUACGUUCGUCUUGCAAGCCUUCUAACUCAAAUUGGCCACUGAUACAGAAACCAUAGUCGCAAUUAUAGGAACUUUGGCAACAGCGUUAUCUCUGUCAGAGCUGGCUUCUAUGUGAGCCAUUGCACCCUUAAUGAUGGCGUCGUCUAACCACCUCUUCUGCGCUAGGUACCCAUCCGCUGGAGGCCAGUACUACUUCGUCGUCCAACUUGCACCCAGAAAAUUCCGAGCAGCAUGGGGAUACGCCUCGGGAUGGAUUUGCAUAUUCGCCUGGCAGACCUUUACUGCGGCAGCCCCGUUUCUUGGUGCAACGAUGAUCCAAGGUCUCGUCGUACUCAACUACCCGAAUUAUUCAUAUGAGAGGUGGCAUGGGACGAUGAUCUAUUGUGCCUUCCUUGGGCUUGCAGCACUGGUCAAUGUCUUUGCUAUCAGAAUCAUGCCUCUGAUCUUACAUGCGACAUUCACGCUACAUGUCGGACUCUGGAUCGUGCUGAUCAUUGUCAUUUGUGUUAUAUCACCCACCAAGAAUUCUGCGGAAUUCGUCUUCACUACUUAUGUCAACGAAUCAGGAUGGAGUAGUGACGGGGUAGCCUUCAGCAUAGGUUUGUUGAGCAGCACAUAUGUGCUUGCUGGAUACGAUAGCGCGACCCAUCUUACCGAAGAGAUCAAAGACCCCGAACAUAACGUUCCGCGAGCCAUGCUAGCAUCUAUCAUCAUCAACGGUACACUAGGAUUCGGCUUCCUGCUCGUUGUCCUGUUCUGCAUGGGCGACAUCACCGAAGCGAUGGAAACGACAACAGGAUACCCCAUCAUCGAAAUCUUCUACCAGAUAAGUCGCAGUAAGGCGACGGCAUCAGCCAUGACCUGCGCCCUUAUAGUCAUAGCAGCUUUGGCAACAGUACCUCUUCUGCUGACCGCAUCUCGAAUGCUGUGGUCUUUCGCUCAGGACGCCGGACUACCUUUCUCGAAAACGCUCUCCCGUGUUGACGGCAAACGCCAUGUGCCUUUACCAGCGAUAGCGGUCACCAGCGUCUUCCUCAUACUGAUCAGCCUUCUGAACAUCGGAUCCACUACCGCUUUCAACGCCAUCAUAUCUCUUGGUACCGUCGGAUUAUACAUCUCCUACUUGAUGCCAAUAUUGCUUAUAUUUUACCGGCGGAUCGCUCGUCCGGCAUCAUUACCAUACGGCCCCUUCAGGCUCGGGAAGCUGGGUGUUGGUGUUAAUCUUGUUUCUAUCAUUUACACUGUCUAUGUAUCUAUCUUCCUUCUUUUCCCGCCAUAUCAACCUGUCACGGCACAGAACAUGAAUUAUGCGCCGGUCGUACUGGGAGGUGUUCUGGUGCUAAGUGCUGUCUGGUGGUUCGUCAAAGGGAAACGGCAGUUCGUUGGGCCGGUGUUGGAUACGAUUGAAGGACGACCUACGCUGGAUGGUGCUAGGCGAGAUGUAUAAGAUAGGACGAUCAGUGCUUGAUCCUUUAGAAGCCACAUGGCACAUCAUCGUCCCUAGACUUCGUUGAGAUUCGCACAAGAUAAUGAAUGGUCUGCGGAUGAGGGGAACAGUAUU
Alternaria rosae is the source of this 1721-nucleotide messenger RNA. Its product is annotated as putative GABA permease. Gene Ontology annotation, molecular function: transmembrane transporter activity. Gene Ontology annotation, biological process: transmembrane transport. The coding region runs from base 291 to 1607 and encodes 438 amino acids. The record is from RefSeq and is a predicted model, not a curated record. NCBI's taxonomy places the organism in Eukaryota, Fungi, Ascomycota, Dothideomycetes, Pleosporales, Pleosporaceae. The transcript has 2 exons. Gene Ontology annotation, cellular component: membrane.